Diabrotica balteata is the source of this 16268-nucleotide messenger RNA. The record is from the annotation of a GenBank genome assembly. NCBI's taxonomy places the organism in Eukaryota, Metazoa, Arthropoda, Insecta, Coleoptera, Chrysomelidae.
AUGAAUCGACAACAACAGCAAGUUUCCCAGACUCAACAGAGUCAGAGUCAAAUGCAACAGAGUCAAACUCAGCACACCCAAAGGGUGACUCGGACAGAACAGCAUGUCACCCGGCAAGUUACCGGACAUAUAUCAGGUGGUCAAAUGACACAACAACAGAUCCAACAGAUACCAGGCUUUGGCCCUAACGCCCAACCACCCGUAUUCGAAAAGGUAUUCAGCAAUGCCCGAUUCGCGCAGGGAGGAACAGCGACGUUUGAAGGCCGAGUCACAGGCAAACCUCAACCCACCGUGACAUGGACAAGGAACGGGGCCCCUCUUCUUAGCUCACAGAAGCACCGAUUAAGCUACAACGAACAAACUGGUGACAUUGUCUUCCAGAUCAACCAAAUAGGACCUGGGGAUGAAGGAGAGUACGUGUGCAAUGCAAAGAACCAAUACGGAGCAGCUAUUUGCUCGGUAUAUAUUUCACCUGAGGGCAUGCAAAUACCGCAAAGACAAGCCUUUUCUAAAUUUGAUCAAACGACUAGUUAUUCUAAUGGUACCACAACCACUAUUACCGAAGACUUUAAAAUAGACACUUUUGAAUAUAGAAUUUUAAGAGAAGUUUCCUUUAGGGAAUCUAUUACGAGACGGUCCAAUUACGAACAAGACUCCCAAAUUUCUACUACAGUCGAACGAUCUUUGGGACCUCCAGCUCCACCUCAAUUUGCCCAAAAACCUCGAAAUUCCAAACUACUCGAGGGCUCUGAUGCUGUAUUUACAUCUAAACUAUCAGCUAAUCCUAGGCCUAGAAUUACAUGGUUUAAAAAUGGCCAAAGGAUUACAGAUUCUCAGAAAUAUGAAACAACUUUCUCUAAUAACCAAGCCUCGUUACGAGUUAAGCAAACUACUUCUGAUGAUUCUGGUCAUUACACUCUCCUUGCUGAAAAUCCUCAAGGUUGCGUAGUCUCAUCUGCGUAUUUAGCUAUAGAACCAGUAACCACUCAAGAGGGACUUAUUCACGAAUCCACGUUCAAGCACCAACAAACCGAAAUCGAACAAACGGAUUCAAACAAAACUUUAGCUCCCAAUUUUGUACGAGUAUGCAACGAUAGAGAUGUUACUGAAGGUAAAAUGACUCGUUUUGACUGCAGAGUCACUGGCAGGCCAUAUCCUGAAGUGACAUGGUAUAUUAAUGGAAGACAAGUAGUAGACGACCACAACCAUAAGAUAUUAGUCAACGAAUCUGGUAAUCAUGCCCUUAUGAUCACAACCGUUAGUAGAAACGACUCUGGCGUUGUAACUUGUGUUGCUAGAAACAAAACCGGAGAAACUUCCUUCCAAUGUAACCUCAAUGUCAUAGAACGGGAGCAAGUAGUAGCUCCUAAAUUCGUUGAAAGAUUCGCAACCGUCAAUGUCGCCGAGGGAGAACCAGUAAGACUCCAUGCAAGAGCAGUGGGUACUCCAAUCCCACGAAUCACUUGGCAGAAGGACGGUGUACCGCUAGUGAGUAGCCCCGAUGUUAGGAUUGCGAUUGACGGUGGAGCCUCGACUUUGGAUAUUCCAAGGGCCAAAGUAUCUGACGCUGCCUGGUACCAAUGUACCGCUCAAAAUGUAGCUGGCUCCACCGCUACUCGUGCCCGACUAUUCGUCCAAACACCUCAAAGUACUACUCCAGAACCAAGACGCCUACAUCUACCCAGGCCUACGAAAGUCAUCGAACCUGAACCCGAACCUGGCCCAGAAGUAAUUUAUCUUCGUCACGUUGAACGAGCUCGUCCUCAUGCACCACCAGGUGAAGAGGAUCGUGUGUAUCCUCCACCGCAAUUUAUCAUUCCCUUGAGGGACGCCGUUCAAUUUGAGGGAGGUAGAGUACACUUCGAAGCUAGAAUAGAACCUGUUGGAGAUCCAACCAUGCGUGUAGAAUGGUUUUUGAAUGGAAAACCUUUAGCAGCUAGUUCUAGAACUACAUCAAUAUUCCGCUUUGGAUUUAUCGCUUUAGAUAUACUUAGCUUAAUAAUGAACGACAGCGGCGAAUAUGUUUGUCGUGUAACCAGUGCAACGGGAUGCGUAGAAUCCCGCGCCUUGCUUAGCAUUAACCCUAGAACUUCGAUUGAACAAAGUAGUCAGCACCCUGAUAGCUUACAAUAUAUUCAGCACUUAGAGGAUUAUUCUAAAUACCAAAGAACUGACAGUUUAGAAGAACGAACAAACCAAAAGCCUCAUUUCAUCCGUCCACUCCAGGAUCUUGGAGAAUUGCAAGAAGGUCGCAAUGCUCAUUUCGAGGCUCAAUUGACCCCUGUAAGUGAUCCAACGAUGAAAGUGGAGUGGUACAAAGAUGGCCGACCUAUUACCGCCAGUUCACGAAUCACCACCAUCUUCAACUUCGGUUACGUUUCUCUCAACAUCAUGCACCUACGGGCCGAAGAUGCAGGAUCGUAUACUGUGCGGGCUGUAAACCAUUUAGGCGAAGCUAUCAGUACAGCUAAUAUUAGAGUUUACGCAAGAUCUUCAGUUACAGGCGAUUUGGGUAUUCCCGAACAGCAAAAGUACAUUGAAGAAGUCGAAAGACUCGAAGCAUAUCAACAACAGCAAAACCAAAAGUAUAUUUUGGAAUCACCUGAAAGUACUCAGCCACCUGUUUUUAAGACACCUAUUAAGGACCAGAAUGAGAUACGCGAAGGGGGUUUUGCUCACUUUGAAGCUCGUUUAGAACCAGUUGGAGACUCUACCUUAAAAGUCGAAUGGUUCAAAGACAACCGUCCUUUAGAAGCUAGUUCAAGAAUUACUAGCUUCUUCAAUUUUGGCUAUGUAGCACUAACAAUCAAAGACGUUACCAUUCAUGAUGUCGGCCACUACAUUUGCCGUGCGUCUAAUGCUAUGGGACAGGCUACUACCACUGCACAACUCAGUGUAGUCAGUAAAAAAGAUAUUAGCUUUGAUUCACAACACCCAGGUGGUUUGGAGAAGAUCCAACAUCUGGAAGACUCUAGUCGAUAUAACCGAACUUCCAAAGAGGAAGUACAAGUUACACAAAAACCAAGGUUUUUGGGACCAUUAAAAGGAACAAAUAAAAUCGUUGAAGGCCAACGGGGCCACUUUGAAGCUAGAGUGGAACCCCAAAGUGACACUACACUUAAAAUUGAAUGGUACUUCAACGGAAAACCAAUUCAACCAGCUAACAGAAUACAAACAUAUCACGAUUUUGGAUACGUUGCUUUAGAUAUUUUGAGUGUAAGAGAGGAAGAUGGUGGAACCUACACAGUUGUUGCAAGAAAUGCCUUGGGAGAAGCCCAACUUUCAGCAAGCAUGGUUGUAGAAACACGUUCCAGCAUUGACACCAGAAGCAUGCACCGUGGUGCAUACGAUAAAACCAAACACUUAGAGGAAUCCAAAUUUGUCGAACCCCAAUAUCACAUUGAAGAGCUUUGCAAAUCGAAGCCAGUCUUCGUAGUACCUCUUUCUGAUCCACAACCAGUAUCAGAAGGAAAAAAUAUCCAUUUAGAAUGCCGUUUGGAACCUAUGGGUGAUCCUACUAUGAGAGUCGAAUGGUACUGUAACGGAAGACCAGUAACUGUCGGUUCUCGUUUCAGAACAUACAACGAUUUUGGAUUCGUUGCUCUAGAUAUCAUCCACGCUAAUGCUUCGGAUUCCGGAGAAUAUACUGUUCGUGCAGUUAAUCAAUUAGGAUCUGCACAUACAUCAUCGUGCGUUAGAGUAAUUUCUAGAAAUGACAUUAUUACUGAGACUCAACACGAGCAAUCUCUAGAACAAAUUCAACACUUGGAAGACUCUUCACGUUAUCGUAAACACAUAGCUGAAGACGUAACUGUAUUACAAGCUCCCCAAUUUACCAGAUCUCUUCACAAUAUCGAAACCGUAGAAGGUACUAAUGUACAUAUGGAAUGUCGUCUUCAACCUGUUGGAGACCCGACUAUGAGAGUCGAGUGGUUUGUUAACGGAGUACCAGUUAAAACUGGACAUCGUUUCAGACCUGCUUAUGAUUUUGAUUAUGUAGCACUUGAUUUACUUAGUGUCUACCCAGUGGACUCUGGUGUUUAUACUUGCCAAGCAAGGAACCAAUUGGGAGAAGCAGUUACAUCGUGCUCGGUUAAAGUAAUCGCAAAGAAGGACUUAUUGUUCGAAAGCCAGCACCCCGCUGGUCUUGAGAAAAUUCAGUACUUGGAAGAUUCCUCAAGAUACAAGAGAACUGAAUUUGUUGACGAACAAGUUACUGUUAAACCAAAGUUCAUUACAAAACCAAAGAACUUAGAAAGUAUGACAGAGGGCAAACAUGCUCAUUUUGAAUGCAAAAUUGAGCCUGUAACCGAUCCAAAUCUUAAAGUAGAAUGGUAUAAGAAUGGUCGUCCAGUUACAGUCGGACACAGGUUUAGACCAAUUCACGAUUUCGGUUAUGUAGCUCUUGAUAUCGUAGAUUUAAUUUCAGAAGAUUCAGGAACUUACACUUGCCGAGCAACUAAUUUGGUAGGUACCGACGAAGUUAACUGUGCCUUGCGUUGCAGACCAUCCGGCCAAAUCAUCACCUCGACUCAAAACGAAACUGGUCUACAACAAAUACAACAUUUAGAAGACCGAUCUAGAUACCAAAGAAAGGAGCAAGUAGAAGAGUUUACUACUCAAGCUCCAAUAUUUACAACGUCUCUUAAAAGCAUUGACAUUAAGGAAGGCCAAAGGGCUCACUUUGAAUGCAGAUUAAUUCCAGUAUCUGACCCAACUAUGAGAGUAGAAUGGUUCCAUAACGGCAGACCUCUAAAAUCUGGUUCUAGGUUUACCGAAACUAAUAAUUUCGGUUUUGUUGCUCUGGAUAUCCUCUACACUUAUCCAGAAGACUCUGGUACCUAUACAUGCAGAGCCACCAACGCUUUGGGCGAAGCCGUAACAUCAGCCAUUUGCAAUGUACAGACCAAAAAAUCAAUUUAUUUAGAAUCAGUCCAUGAAGGAGCCAUGGAACGCAUCACUGAGCUUGAAGAUUCUUCCAGGUACCAACGAAAGACCGUACAGGAAGAAACAGUUAGCCAAGCUCCUUGCUUUACAAUGCCAAUAAAAGACUUGAGAGUAGCAGAAAAUCAAGCAGCUCACUUUGAAGCCAGACUUAUUCCUGUUGGAGAUCCCCGAUUGAAAGUUGAAUGGCUACGCAAUGGAGUGCCAAUACAAGCCUCUAAUCGCUUGACAACCAUGCACGACUUUGGAUAUGUAGCAUUAAAUAUGAAGUAUGUCAAUCCAGAAGAUUCUAGUACAUAUACCUGCAGAGCAGUCAAUGACUUAGGUGAAGCAGUAACAUCAGCUACAUUGUUUGUUCAAUCUAAAGCAUCCCUUCAGCUUGAAUCCCAACACGAAGGGGCACUUAAUAAACUUAGACAACUAGAAGACUCCAGCAGAUACCAACGUCGUGAAGAAGAAGAAAUAACUAUCACUUCAGCACCUGUAUUCACUACUAAACUCAAUGGACCUGCUGAACUAUUUGAAGGCCAGAGCGCCCAUUACGAAUGUCGUAUUGAACCAUACAUGGAUUCCAACCUUAAAGUUGAAUGGUUCCACAACGGUAAACCACUAACAACUGGUCACAGAUUUAGAACUGCUUACGACUUUGGUUUCGCCAGUCUUGACAUUCUUACUGCCUAUGCUGAAGAUUCUGGUGAAUAUACCUGCAGAGCUACAAACCGACUUGGACAAGCUACAUCGUCCGUUGUAACUACCGUAAAAUCAAAAUCGUCCAUCAUAAGAGACACUCAACAUCAAGGAGCUCUUCAGAAGAUCCAACAUUUGGAAGACGAUUCAAGAUACAAACGUGUAUCACAUGAAGAUGCUAUCGUUUUAGAAAAACCACAAUUUGGAAGAGGACUCAAGACCAUUGAAAAUCUUCCCGAAGGAGCCACAGCUCAUUUGGAAGCCACGCUUACACCAGUUAAUGAUCCAACAAUGAGAGUAGAAUGGUUCUGUAACGGACGGCCCAUUCAAACCGGUCACAGAUUCAAAACAACUUAUGACUUCGGUUAUGUAGCUCUAGACAUUCUCUACGCUUAUGCCGAAGAUACUGGUACAUACAUGUGUAGAGCAAGAAAUGCUGUUGGUGAAGCUGUUACCACAGCUGGUAUUUCGGUGGUAGCUAAAUCUGGAUUAUACUUAGAUACUCUUGAUGAACAACGUCUUUCCAAGAUCAGACAACUUGAAAGUUAUGAAAGACCUAAAAAGGAGGAAAUUGAAGCUGUUCCACAAAAACCAGUUUUCCUUACUCCAUUAGUUAAUUUAGAAAAUCUUAAAGAAGGAGAACACGCUCAUUUAGAAUGCAGAGUAGAACCUGUUAAUGAUCCGAACUUGAAAAUUGAAUGGUACGUCAAUGGUGUUAAAUUACGUGCUGGUCAUAGGUUCAGAACAACUCAUGACUUCGGAUAUGUAGCUCUUGACGUCUUAUAUACUUACGCUGAAGAUAGUGGAACAUACAUGUGCAAAGCUACUAACUUAGUUGGUGAAGCUGUUAACACCUGUACUGUCAAAUGCGGUAGCAGAAAGAGUAUUAUUUUCGAUACUCAACAUCCAGAAGGUCUUGAGAAGAUAAGAGAAUUGGAAGCACAAGGUCAUCAUGCACGUCUUGAAAUUGAAGAACCAGCUCCAACUCCACCUAUGUUUGUUACUGAAUUAAGAGGAACCACCGAAAUUUACGAAGGCCAAACAGCUCACUUUGAAGCGCAGGUUCAGCCUAUCCACGAUCCUAACUUAAGAAUAGAAUUCUAUCACAAUGGCAAGCCAUUACCAUCAGCUUCUAGAUUCCACAUAACAUUCGACUUUGGCUACAUAGCUUUAGACAUUGGACACGCAGUUCCAGAAGAUGCAGGGGAAUACUCCGUAAAAGCUAUUAAUAACUUAGGGCAAUGUGUUUCAUCCAUCAAUCUGAAAGUUAUUGCAAAGAGCAAUAUCAUUCUGGAGUCACAAAGACCUGAAGGAUUAGAUAAAAUAAGACAGCUUGAAGAACAUCAACCUUACAAGCGACCAGAUGUAGAUGAACCUGCUACCAGACAGAGACCUGUAUUUACCCAACCUCUUCAAAACAUUGACUUUAUCAAGGAGGGUCAAACAGCCCACUUUGAGUGCAGAUUAAUUCCUGUUGGAGACCCAACUCUUAAAGUGGAAUGGUUCAGAAAUGAGAAACCUUUGGAAGAUAGCUCUCGUAUUACUAAAAUACACGAUUUUGGUUUCGUGUCUUUGGAUAUUUCCCAUGUAAGAGCCGAAGAUGAAGGCGUUUACAUUUGCAGAGCUACUAAUCCACUUGGAGAAGCUGUUACGACUGCAUCUAUGAAAAUUAGAACUGAAGCCAGCAUCCUAUUGGAUACCCAACACCCUGAAGCUCAGAGAAGAAUUGCUCAGCUUGAACAACCAUUGGCUUCCAGACCAGAUGAGCCUGAUCGUCAAUUUGAAAAACCAAUCUUUACACAACUCCUUACUGGACCAACCGAACUUUGGGAAGGCCAGCAUGCACACUUUGAAGCUAGAGUUGUACCAGUUGGUGAUCCUGAUUUAAAAUUCGAGUGGUACGUUAAUGGAGUAGAACUCAAACUUGGUUCAAGAUUUAAAGUGACCCACGACUUCGGAUUUGUCACAUUAGACAUUAUGUCUACCGUAAAGGAGGAUUCAGGAGUAUAUAUGUGUAAAGCUAUUAACAAAUCAGGAGAAGCUGUUUCUUCUAUAUCUAUGAAAGUUAAGCCCAAAUCCAGUAUUGUUGGUGAGCCAUUACAACCUGAUGCUUGGCAAAAGAUUCAACUCAAAGAAGCUGAAAUGAACAAAGUUCCUCAAAUGUUUGUUGACACUACACCACAACAACCACCAGUUUUUACUACACACUUAAAGAGCUACGAUAAAUUGGUCGAAGGGCAACAUGUUUACCUUGAAGCUCAAGUAGAACCCAGAGCAGAUCCUAAUCUUCGCAUUGAAUGGUUCAAAAAUGGUAUUUCUCUUGCUACUGGUACCAGACUACGUAGUACUUUUGACUUUGGAUUGGUAACUUUAUCUAUCAACGGUUUGAGGGAAGAUGACUCUGCAAUUUAUACUUGCAAAGCAACUAACAAACUUGGAGAAGCAAUAUCCACAUGUUCCCUAAAGAUUGAAGACAGGCAUUGGUUGUUGGGACAAACUCUUCACCCAGAUGCUAUACCUAAACUUGAAGCUCUUGAAAGACCAUCCGAUGUCAAAAAAGAUACUCCCGAACCAGUGUAUGAACUACCCAUAUUUAUUACUCAUCUUAAUAAUGUAGAAUGCAUGGAAGGAGAUAAUGUUCACUUCGAAUGUAAUGUAGAACCAUCUAAAGAUCCCACUCUUAAAAUAGAAUGGUUCGUUAAUGGCAAACCUUUGCCUACUGGUUCCAAAUAUAAGUCAACCUAUGACUUUGGAUAUGUUGCUUUAGAUAUCACAUAUGCUUAUGAGUCAGAUUCUGGAAUAUACACUUGCAAGGCAACCAACAGCAAGGGAUCUGCAACAACUUCUGGAUCAUUACGAUGCAUUGCUAAACAAAACAUAUAUCUAGAUACACAACAUCCUCAAGGUAAAGCUGGCUUAGAGGCCAUCGAAGAUGUAGAAGACGCAAUUGCUGGUAAAUACAGGAGACAAACUUCUGCACCUGAAAAAGAUUACGGUAAACCUGUUUGGAUAAUACCACUCAAUCCCGAAUUCCAUUUAGCAGAAGGACAACCAUUGCAUUUGGAAGGCACCGUAGAACCAAAAGAAGAUCCUAACAUGAAGAUCGAAUGGUUCUUCAACGGAAAAUCUAUUGAUCAUGGUAGCAGAUUCAAAUUUACCCAAGAUUUUGGUUUCGUAACAUUAGAUGUCACUGACGUAUAUGAAAGAGAUCAAGGUAUUUAUACUUGUAAAGCUUCCAACAAAUCUGGAGAAGCUUUUACGUCUACAACAAUUUACUGCACUAGUAAAUCAAAUCUCAUAGAAAGAACGCAACAUCCUAAAGGACAAGAAGGUCUUGAAAAGAUCCAAGAUUUGGAAGAUUCUUUGCACAGACCCGAUCUACCACAAGCAGAAUCUGAUGAAGGACACGCACCUGUGUUUACUUCCGAAUUUACUCCUCUUAAUAAUAUCAAAGAGGGAGAAAUUGCUCACUUUGAAGCUGGUUUGACUCCAGUAGGUGACCAGACUAUGACUGUAGAAUGGUUCUAUAAUGGAAAGACCAUAGAAGCUUCUCAUAGAUUCAGAACAGUACAUGCUUUUGGAAUGGUAGUAUUAGAAAUUUUAGGUACUAAGAUUGAAGAUUCUGGAACUUACACCUGUGUUGCAACCAACAAGUGGGGAAGAGCUGAACAAAGCGUUACUUUAAAUUGCACUGAAAAAACUGGUGGUCAACCACCUAAAUUUACUACUCACAUUAAAGAUAUUGUUGGUCUUAAAGAUGGACAAUCUGCUCAUUUCGAAUGUACUUUAAUACCAGUAAACGACCCAGAUCUUAAAGUUGAAUGGUAUCACAACGGACAACCAAUUUUAGAUAAGAACAGAAUAAAAUCUGUGUCCGAUUUCGGUUUUGUUGUUAUGGAUAUCUCCUAUAUUCAAAAUCACGAUUCAGGAGAAUAUGUCUGCAGAGCUUAUAACAAAUACGGUGAAGACUUUACUAAAGCUACAAUUGCUGCCCACGGAAGAGGUGGAGUAUUUACAGACAGUCUUCAACCAGAAUCUUUAGCUAAGAUUAGAGAAUUAGAAAGCAUGCAAGGUCAACAUGCUCAAGCACCAUCAACUCCUGUUACUGAACCUCCUAAAUUCAUCACACAUAUUCAAGAUGUCACAAAACUUGUUGAAGGCCAGAGCGCUCACUUUGAAGCCCGACUUACACCAGUUACUGAUCCAGACUUGGUAGUCGAAUGGUAUUAUAAUGGUAAAAAGCUACCUCACGGCCAUAGAUACCGCACCUUCCAUGAUUUCGGUAUUGUUAUUCUUGAUAUUCUUUACUGUUAUGAAGAAAACUCAGGAGAAUAUGAAUGCAGAGCUUACAAUAAAUAUGGCCAGGAUUCUACCAAAGCCAAUUUGAAAUGCGUAUCAAAGACGAACUUAAUCCUGGACUCGCAACUCCCGCGGGGCAUGGAAGGUGGUCUAGAGAAAAUACAAACUCUAGAAGACGCUAUGAUACGAACACGAGAUGAAAAGGAAGAUACAAGGGUUGGAAAAGCUCCCGUAUUCACAGUUCCACUAUCAAACAUCGAUAGUCUUAGAGAAGGUGAAAAUUCCCACUUUGAAGCCAGACUUAUACCAACUGAUGAUCCGAAACUCAAAGUUGAAUGGUUCUGGAAUGGCAAACCUCUCAGAACUGGAUCAAGAUUCCGUACCUUCUGCGACUUUGGUUUUGUUAUUCUUGAAAUAUCGCCAGUUUAUCCAGAAGACUCGGGAGAAUACUCUUGCAGGGCCAUUAAUGAAUAUGGUGAGGCUGUUACAACAGCAUCAAUGAAGGUAUCGGGUAAAAGAAGUAUUAUUCUUGAAUCCCAAUUACCUAAAGGUAUGGAGGGAACUAUUGAUAAAAUUGCUGAACUUGAAGGACUUGGUGUUGCUCCAUCUCAACUUACUCCAGACGACGAUACAGGCAGACCUCCAGAAUUCAUCACAUCUCCUUCUGAUUUAGUACUAAAUGAAAAUGGACUUGCUCACUUCGAGUGCAGAUUAAUACCUGUUAAUGACCAAAGUAUGAGGGUUGAAUGGUUCCACAAUGGCAAACCAUUAUGGGCUGGUUCAAGAAUUAAAACAAUCAAUGACUUCGGUUUCGUUAUCUUAGAAGUAUCGGGAGUUUAUCAAAGAGACUCCGGCUUAUACACUUGCAAAGCAACAAACAGACAUGGUGAAGCUACUGUAUCCUGUCAAUUACAGGUUAAAGGCAGACAAGGAAUUAUAAUGGAACCACAAUUGCCUUCGAACUUCCGCACUGGUACCCAAAGCAUUCAAAAACUUGAAGAAAUGCUUCACAAGAAAGAAGAGUUACUUUCUGAAGAAGAACAACCUAAUCCACCCAGAUUCACAGUGGAAGUUAAAGAUAACAUUGAUGUACCAGAAGGUGGACCAAUUCAUUUUGAUUGUAGAGUUGAACCAGUAAAUGAUCCAACGAUGAGAAUUGAUUGGUUCCACAAUGGCAGACCAUUUGCUACAGGUUCCAGAGUCCAUCAAAUUAAUGAUUUUGGUUUUAUUUCCUUGGAUAUUGACUAUUCUUAUUCCAGAGAUGCUGGUGAAUACAUAUGUAGAGCUACUAACAAAUGGGGAACAGCUACUACAAAAGCUACUGUUACUUCAAAGACCAAGAAGAGUAUCGAUACUGAAAGUCAACUUCCUUCUGGUAUGAGCGCCGAGAAACUAAAAGAACUCGAAAAAGGUCCAGUUUCUCAAGCACCCGAAAAAGAAAAGACCUACUCUCCUCCCAAAUUUGUCACACAAAUUGAAUCUUCAACUGUUGAAGAAUCUGAGUCGGUUCAUUUCGAAUGCACCGUUGAACCAAAAGAUGAUCCUAAGCUUAGAAUCGAGUGGUAUAGAAAUGGUAAAUUGUUGCCCUCAGGGCACCGUUACAGAACUGUCUUUGAUCUUGGAUUUGUUUCUCUUGAUAUCUUGUAUGUUUACGCUGAAGAUUCGGGAGAAUAUGUAUGUAGGGCAGUCAAUGAUUACGGAGAAGACUUUACCAAAGCCAGUGUCUCUUGUAAAAAACUUCCUAACAUUAUUCUACAAAACCAAGUGCCAAAAGGAAUGAAAAAGUCUGAAACUCUCAUGCAAAUGGAAGCAGCUAUUAAGAAGUAUACUUCAGAAAUUCAUCUUACAGAAGACGACUUGUAUGAUGUGGAAAAGAGACAACCUCCACGGUUUGUAACCCAAAUUAAAGAUCAAACUGAGUUGGUUGAGAUGCAAACUACUAAAUUUGAAUGUCAGUUAGCUCCUGUUGGUGAUCCGAACAUGAAAGUUGAAUGGUUCCUCAACGGCAAACCUUUACCACAUAAAAAUAGAUUUACACCAAUUUAUGACUUUGGUUACGUGGCUAUGAACUUUGGAUGGGUAUACCCAGAAGACAGCGGCGAAUACUUGUGUAGAGCUACUAAUUUGUACGGCAUGGAUGAAACUAGAGCUGUUAUUAAAACAACUGGCAAACCAGGCAUUAUCUAUGACUCUCAAUUACCCAAAGGAAUGAAGAGUAUCGAAAAGAUUAGAGAACUUGAAGCUGCUUGGCAAGUGGUACCUGAAGAAGCCGCCGAAGAAUCUAAACCACGACAAGCACCAGUGUUUGUCAGUAAACCUGAACCAGUUUCAGUCGAAGAAGGAGAAUGGGCGAGAUUCUGCUGCAGAGUUACAGGCCACCCACGUCCACGUGUCAUGUGGCUUAUCAACGGCCACACUGUUGUCAGUGGCUCCCGCUAUAAACUCACCUACGAUGGAAUGUAUCAUAUGGAUAUACCAAAAACUCGCCAGUACGAUACUGGUAAAGUGGAAGUGAUUGCUCGCAGCUCAGUGGGAGAGGCUAUCGCCGAAACUGAGCUGACAAUUAUUCCAAGACACGAUGACUACAGAGGAGUUCUUAAGAAUUCGCCAAGACCUUGGUACGAUCUAGAACUAACUGAAUACCAAAAAGAACGCGCUGAAACCGAACUCGAACGAGUAUUCGACGAGCGAAACACUGCUCUCAGAGAAGGUGGCGUGAACGUCACUGGCGAACACGUCCAACCCAAAGAAUUCAAAGGUACCGAGACGGAAUGGCAGCGGAACGUGAAAGAUAAGAAAGGACAAGAAUAUUAUGACAAAAUACAGGAACUUGAAAACCAACAGGUCUCCAAAGAGAUCAGACUUCGUGAACAAUCUCAUCAGUACGCUAUACCCGGAGAGAAAAUUGUUAGCAACUCUCUCGCCAGAGGAAUGGCUCAGCAAUAUGAAGAAAAUCUUGACGAAAAACCAAACUAUGACAUCAACUUAGCACCAGUUCCCCGCCUACCAAAAGCGGAACAAGCCAAGCCUGUGCCACACAAAGACCAAGUACGGUUGAGAAAGACCGACAAAGGUCAGGAGUUCAUACAGCACGAAGUAGAUAUCGACUCUAAACAAGGAGCUUAUCCACCAGAUCCAACUGAAACUGGGGUACACGGUAGAGAAAUCCACGUCACUAAACAGAAACAGGUUCAAAAAGAACAAAAGGGCGAUCUGGAAAUUACAAGAAAUAUCACAGCGACUGAAACGACUGACGUUGAACACAAAGCAAAGACCACAGAAAGAGUAGUCCAAGGCCAAGUACUACCAUCUAAUCCUCCAGUCUUUACCAAAAAGAUUAAGCCGGUAAGGGCGUUCGAAAAUGAUUCUGCCAAAUUUGAGGUUGAAUUUGAUGGUGAUCCAUUACCCAAAAUUACAUGGUUCAGGGAAGAUUUCCCCAUUACCAGUUCACCAGAUCUUAAAGUUUAUACCUUCAGUACUAAAUCUAUCCUUCAACUGAGACAAGUAUUUAUGGAAGACUCUGGUGUGUUCAGUGUUGUUGCUGAAAAUAGAGGAGGUACCGCUAAAUGCAGUGCCAACUUGGUAGUACAAGAAAGACGAAGACAUGGUACACGUGGUGCUGUUCCACCUAGCUUCACUGCCACAAUUCAAAGCACCAAAGCAACGUGGGACAACUAGUAAGAUUCGAUGCUAAAAUAGACGGUACCAAACCUAUUGAUGUGUACUGGUUGAAAAACGGAAAGAAAAUUGUGUCUGAUAUAAGAUACAAAACUUUGGAAGAAGACGAAAUCUAUACUCUUCUCAUUAUUGAAGUUGUUCCCGAAGAUACUGGUAAAUAUGAAUGUGUCGCUAUCAAUAAUUCCGGAGAAGCUAGAUGUGAAGCUGAAUGUGUAGUAACUGCACCAUCUGCUGCCCAGAAACCCGCGAAACCCACAACUCCCGGUGCGGAAAAGGCACCUGUCAUUGUAGAACCUCUCAAAGAUCAAACUAUUAAAGAAGGACAGGCUGUCGUGUUCAGAUGUAAGAUUUCAGCUAAACCAACCCCAGUUAUUAAGUGGCAAAAGGCUGAUAAGGUCAUCAAGCCAUCUAAAUACUUCCAAAUGACCAAAGAAGGGGACUUCUGCACAUUAAAGAUCUCAGAGGCUUUCCCGAAGAUGAAGGAGUCUACAAAUGCGUUGCUGAAAAUCCUGCAGGCGCUGUUAGUACUCAAGCUAAGUUGAAGGUUUUUGCACCAGAAACGCAAGAAGUUGCACCGUCACUAACCCCAAUGAAAGACGUUACUGUACCUGAAGGUAGCCCUGCUCAAUUCAAGACUACUAUCUCUGGAAAACCUAAGCCCACCAUCCAAUGGUUGAGGGAGGGAUUCCUUAUUCCAGAAUCACCAGAUUUCCAGAUGAUCCAAGAAGGAAAGAAUGCUAUUCUAUUGAUUUCCUCAACCUACGAAGAAGAUACUGGUGUAUUUACCUGCAGAGCAACUUCAUCAGCCGGUCAAGUUGAACAAUCUGCGAAACUUAUCGUUAAAAGACGAGUUGGAACGUACAGAAAAUCUGCCAAAACCGAUGUUACCGAUCGAGAUGAUCAACAAAUUAUUACUAAAGAUGGCUACACGACAGGAGGACCUGGAGUUACUAACCAGCAAGCUACAUUCGGCUCAAAAGGUGGUCCUCAACAACCACUAGACGCAAACGAACUACCUAUAGGUGAUGAAUCAUUACCUUGGAGACAAAAAGUAAUUCGUAAAACGUACCGAAAAGACUCAACAAGUUUACAAAAAACAUUGGUGGAGCAAAAAACGCAGGCUCAACCUUGGACAGAGGAACAAAUAGUUUUAAAGAAAACCAAAAUAGAAAGAAAAGAAAUUCAACGAGAAAAAUUAGAAGAUGUAUCAUUAAAACCUUUAAUGCAACCCUUUACAGAAACUGACGAUACAUCUCUAUUAUCUCUAUCAGAAAGUGAAAGAGAAAAAAUUAGUCAGCAAGAAGCUUUAGUUAAGAAAGAAUGGCGCAAAGAACGUAGGCCUGAACAACACUUGCAACAACACUUAGAAACUGAAGACACUACAACCCUUUCCUUAAGCGAACACGAAAAAGUUCAAGCCGAUCAAAAGCUCACAGAACGAGACUGGCGGCGUCAAAAACAAACUCUUGAAAAGAAAGUACAUGAAGAAGACACAACUCUAUUAAAAUUAGACGAGCGAACAAUGGAAACAAGUCAACAAGAUACAGCAACCAAAGAUUGGCGCAAACGUAGAGAUAGAGGAGAGGAAAAAAUUAAAGAAGAUUUAAUAAAGGAAACUCAAAAUCUGGAAACUGAAGAGAAAGUUCCACAGGAACCAAUUCCCUGGAAUCAACAAGAAAUUUUAUUAAAGAAAACACCUCGACAACGUAAGGAAGUUCAAAAAGAGACUUUGGAAGAAGUAACCCUUAAACCAUUCAGGAGAGAAUCUGUAACUAGUCAGACAGUUGAAGAAACAACUACUGUCACUACGCAAAGACAACCUGAUAAAGUACACACUGAAGAAUCAAGUCUAUUAAAGUUAACUGACACUGAAAGAAUUGAAGAAACUAGAAAACAAGAAACGAGAGGUUGGCGUAAGCCUAGAGAAGAAACUAAACCAGUGGACAAACAGCUGGUUACUGAAGACACAACUAUCUUAAGAAUAGAUGAAAAUCAGAACGUACUAGAGGUGCAACAGGGUGAAUCUCGUAGUUGGAGGAAACCUAAGGAAGUAAAACCAAGCGAGCAACCAGAAGACGAAAAGCCCAAAGUAGAUGAGCAAAAGCCUGAACCAGUGCCGUGGAAUAAAGAACAAAUCACUCUUAAGAAAACUCAGAUUACUAGAAAAGAACAAACCAAGGAAAGCUUAGAACAGGUAGGUUUAAAACCAACGAGGAAAACAGUACCAGAAGAGCACGUAGAAGACAAACAAAUUUUGACUCUUAAAGACGACGUAGAAGAAAAACAAGUUAAACAACCUGAAACACAACAGUGGAGAAAACCCAAACAACCUGAAGAAAAACCUAUAAUAGAAGACAAAGAUGUACUGACCGUCACAGAAGAAACUAAGCCAGAACAACAAAUUCCAGAAGAGAAACUUAUUCCUUGGAAUAAACAAAAAAUUGAAUUGAAGAAAACUCGAAAGGAGGUCAAGCAUAUACAGGAAGAUAAAGUUGAAGAAGUGCAACUGAAACCAAUUCGAAAGAUUCAUACGGAAGAAGAAGAAAUAAUUACUGAAGAAAUCCAAGAUCAAGACGGCAAGCAGAAAAUAAUUAAAAAGAGUGUAUUAAAGGAUCAAAAAAGUAUAGAAAAAGAUGAAACAAAAACAAUACAAAGUUUAA